Messenger RNA from Penaeus vannamei (Pacific white shrimp), 2256 nucleotides. The record is from RefSeq and is a predicted model, not a curated record. Lineage: Eukaryota; Metazoa; Arthropoda; Malacostraca; Decapoda; Penaeidae.
GAUUUUAUCCAGGCAUUGUGUGAGAAGCAUUCUCUGAGUGCACAUGUCUCGUGUGCUGCGGGCAAAGGUGGUGCCUAGAUGUCUUUCCCUAAAAGUGCAGUUCAGAAGCAAUGGAAAAUUUUGGAGGGUGCCGUCAGAAGGGGCGAUGUCUCCCGAGUUUCUUCCAUCCUCGACGACAACCCCGACCUCUCCGCCGUCCCCGGCCCGCACUCCUUGCUCCACAGCGCCGUGGACUCCGAAGGGGACUGCACUGCGCUGCUGCGGAAGCUGCUCGACGCUGGAGUCCCGCCCGACACUCAGAGCCUGGCGACCAUCGGCGCUCUCCACCUCGCGGCGAUGAAGAGAUGCUGCAACUGCAUGAAGCAGCUGCUCGACUCGGGUGCCGACGUCGACCUCAAGGACAUUCAGGAUCGAACCCCCUUGUUUUACGCAGUCAAUCACACUCGCGGCGGAAGUGGUCAGUGCAUACAGCUGCUCCUGGAGAAGGGCUCUUCAGUCAACGCUACGUGCGAGGGCCGCAUCACGCCCCUCCACGUCGCCGCAGAAGUGGGCAACGUCACAGCCGCUCAGCUCUUGCUGAAGGCAGGGGCGUUCCACGGUGCGAGAGACAAGGACGGCUGCACGCCCUUGCAUCUGGCCACGACCUCCGGCACGGUGGAGGUACUGCUGGCGGGCGGAGCUGAUGUCACAGCGAAGGACAACGCCCUUCAGACGCCGCUGGAGAGAGUGGUCCAGUUCUACCCGACGGUCGCCCAGACGCUGCUGGACGCCGGCGUGGAAGUGCGCGGGAACCCGCAGGAAAAGGACCUCCGCGUCUUUUUCCAUCUGAAUACUGUGACUGGCGGCAGCAGCCCAUGCGAAGUGGAUCUCUUAGACAAAAUAGAAGAUUAUGGCCACUACGACCUUCUAAAGCAUCCUCUCUGCGAAAUAUUUCUCCACCUGAAGUGGUAUCACGUGCGACCGCUCUUCUACAUCUUAUCAUUCUUACGUGUGACCAUGAUCGUCUCCCUGACGUCGUACCUGACCCUUCAGCGACGCGUUGAGAGGAAGGAGGCCGGGGAAGCCGCCAACUGCUCCGUCUGGAACGGUGGCCUGGACGACCUCCUCAGCGAUGAUUGGUUGAACGUUGGCAUCACUUCAAUGCGAGUAUUGGCAGGGCUACUUGUAGGCUUAUUUGUCGUGUGGGAAUUGGUGAGACUUUUGGCGCUCAAGUUUCAGUUUUGGAGGAGAGUGGAUUCACCUAUUUCCAUUGUUUUCUUUGUGUGUUCUGCCGCGCUGAUAAUAAAGGACUGUGAUAUAGAAGGGUGGGAAAAACACCUCGGAUGUCUGGCGGUCUUGACAGGCUGGUUGCAGGUGACUUUCAUCCUGUCCCACAGCCCCGAUAUGGGCAUUUAUGUCCAGCUGUUCAAGGUGGUGGCGCUCAGGAUGACAAAGUUCACGGUCGUCUACCUGCCCAUCUUCCUGGGUUUCGCCCUCUGCUUCCGGGUGACCUUCGACAAGAACGGAGCCACCUUCGCGACGCCUCUCUCCUCCGGCAUCAAGGCCCUGGCGAUGAUGUCAGGCGAGCUCGACUACAACUCCGUCCUGGGUCAUCACAAGCCCGUCCUUCCGGGAACGAGGGAAAUCAUUUUCUGCUUCUACGUCCUGCUGAUUGCAAUAUCCACAGUCAAUCUGUUGGUGGGCCUUGCUGUCAGGGACAUCCAACUCCUGAUGAAGAAGGCGGGCGUGAAUCGCCUGGCGGUCACCGUCCUCUUGGAGAUCCAGAUCGACGAAUUCUUCAACUCGGCCCUCGCCUCCUGCCUGAUCUGCCGCCUCCUCCUCCGGCCGCUGAAGGACAUGACGUCCCUCCUCCCGAACCUGGCCGUGAAGUCGCUGAAGGUCGGCCGCUCCAGCUUCAGGCCCCGGGGCACCAUCGCCGACUUCGGAGCGCAAGGUCGGGCGGCCCGGAAGCUGAACGAAGCGGAAAAGUACUACAACGUGUUCAUCUGCCCGAACCGCACCGAAGCCCCCGGCCGGGUGUACCGAAGCCUCACGCCCAACGAAUUCUGCAGCGAGGAGUUCACCGAGCGGCCCGCCGGCUACACGCUCCCCUCCUGGAUCGUGAGGAACACCAAGCUCCUCGUCAGCAGCGACCGCUUCAGGAGGAAGGUCGAGGGAGGCGAAGGAGGGAAGCAGGCGCAGGGGGAGGCCUCGAUCCUCAGCUCAGGCUCCUUCUGAAGGGCGGGAGGGCGUGGGGGCGUGGGGCGUGGGGGCGGA